AUGGAUGCUGGUGAUGCUAUUCUCAUUGAUCACUUUAAAACAUCUGACGAAACAGCUGACAUUUCUGGGAAGGAACAAAUGUCGUUAGGUGUGCGUUAUUUUGACACAUCAACUAUGAGCAUAAAGGAAGAAUUUUUAAGGUUUACAGAGUUAAAAAAACUCAAUGCUGAAGCCAUAGCAUCAAAUAUAUUAGAAUUUUUCAAAUAA
This is a messenger RNA of Macrosiphum euphorbiae (potato aphid), 207 nucleotides long. Lineage: Eukaryota; Metazoa; Arthropoda; Insecta; Hemiptera; Aphididae. The record is from the annotation of a GenBank genome assembly.